Molecule: messenger RNA, 1119 nt
Organism: Plasmodium cynomolgi strain B
Lineage: Eukaryota; Apicomplexa; Aconoidasida; Haemosporida; Plasmodiidae
Product: nucleoside-diphosphatase mig-23
Exons: 5
Coding region: 1-1119 (372 amino acids)
Biological process (GO): nucleoside diphosphate catabolic process
Cellular component (GO): membrane
Molecular function (GO): nucleoside diphosphate phosphatase activity
Source: RefSeq, a predicted model, not a curated record
AUGAAAAAUGGAAGAGGUGCCCCCAAACAGCCGUUUCGACUCCUAGCGCUGGUGUGCGCGAUGAUAAUGUGCCUAGGGAUAAGCGCGACGGGGAGGCAGACCACAGAUGGAAAUCACCUGUACAAGUCAGUCGUCAUUGACGCAGGGUCCACGGGAACGAGGGUCCACAUAUACAACUACAAAAUCGUGGAUGAAGAAAAAGGAAUCAACAUACACAUCCCAUCGAUCAGUUACAGAACUACUCCAGGGUUUGUGUACCUCCUAAAUAAUUACUUUGCAAAUGAUGAGAAAGUACCCUUUUAUGAGUAUUUUAAAAAUAUAAAAGAAUUUCUGUAUGAACAUGUUAAGGUAAAAGAAAGGUCAAGCACACCCAUCAUCAUUCGAGCGUCAGGAGGAUUCAGACUGCUUAGCAUACCCGAGUCGGAAAAAUACAUAAAUUUUAAUGCCAUGAAGACCUACCUGCAUUAUAUUAUACAUCAGCAUAACGGGGAAGAGCAGGUGGAAGGUGGUAAGGUCCUAACCGGAGGAGAGAAAAACUCCCGAGUUGUUGUAGAUUCACAGAAGAAUGAGAAUCAUAAAACUAAAUUUAUUCCAGUUGCAUGCUUCCCAAAGAAUUUCAAAUUUUAUGUCAAUAAUUUAUACGAGACAUCUAUUGAGGAGGAGCUACACGAGUACGAUGGGAAGAUGGAGAUGAGUGAAGACGACUACGUCGCCGUGGGCACCGGGAACAUCGACUUAUGCAGGUCUCAAAUACAGACCAUCCUCAACUACGCGCAGAUUGACGACCUUCCAUUUAAGAUGAAGCGGUUCAUAAAGCUCUACGGUAUUGAGAACUUCCACCACUUUGCCAUCGACAUUCUGAACCUCCCAGAAAGCUUCGACCCCAUUCCGCUAAACUCAAAUAUGUACUUGGAAAAGGCGAAGGAGAUAUGCCCCCUAACCAUUGACGAAAUUGUGAAGGUGGUGCGGCCCGACGCGAACAUCGAGAAGGCGCAGACAUCCUGUUUCGGGCUGAUAUUCCUGUACGAGUUCAUGCGGUACAUCUUGAAGAUUGACGAGCCCAUAACGUUCCAAUCGACCAACUACGAAGAACUGAAGAGUCGUAGUAUACACCGAUAA